ACACAGCUGCACCAACAUUGCUGAAGUGGCUGGAGGAUCUACAGUACCGACUUCCUGUCCCUCUACACCUCUGUCUACCACCACGACAGAAUGGCAGCUAAUAAAGAGGACUCGGACACGGACGAUAUUCUUGCAAACGAAGAAGAGCUGGAGCAGGCUCUGUGCGUGCUGGCUGGAAGCGACCCGAACAACUGCUCUUAUUCCCGGGGUUAUGUGAAGAGACAGGCUGUGUUCGCCUGCAGCACCUGCACCCCCAGUACUGCAGAGCCUGCUGGGAUUUGUCUGGCCUGUGCCAAUAAGUGCCAUGAAGGACAUGAGAUCUUUGAACUGUAUACCAAAAGAAACUUUCGCUGCGACUGUGGAAAUGGCAGAUUUGGAGACUUCCAGUGCCAGCUGAUUCCUGCCAAAGACAAUGAAAACAACAAAAAUCUCUACAAUCACAACUUCCAUGGCUGCUACUGCACGUGUGACCGGCCGUACCCAGACGCAGAUGAUCAGGUCAAUGAUGAGAUGAUUCAGUGUGUCAUCUGUGAGGAUUGGUUUCAUACCAGGCACCUGGGCUGCUCUAUGGUGGAACCUGAGGAGCUGCAAGAGAUGGUAUGCGAGGGCUGCAUGAGCAAGGCUCCUUUCCUGUGGACGUAUGCUGCUCACUUUGCAGUACCACCUGUAAUCAGUGUCAGUGAGGAGGAGGUAGAGGUUGAUGUUGUGGAAGGAGAUGAAAAGGAAGAAGACUCCGAGCCCGGUCAGAUCAGUGAUGAAGAACCUUCCACCAGUCUUGAACACACGAAGCAGGAGGAAGCGGUAAACAGGAGUAUCCCUUGCAAACGGAGCCACGAGGAAAUGACAGGCAGCCCUGGAAAAGCCACGACCAAAUCUGAAGAGUGCAGGCUGAAGGAGCUGCAGGCCCAGGGGCUGGAGAGGCCGAGACAGGGAGCGGUGUUCUGGCCUUACAGUUGGCGCUCCAAACUCUGCACCUGCACAAGCUGCAAGAGGGCUUACGUGGCUGUCCAGGUGCAGUUUCUUAUGGAUCAGUCCGACACCAUCCUGGCCUACGAGAACAAAGGCUUGGAUGAACCGUUUGGGCAGCACCCGCUGAUGGCACUGACAAGCUCGCUGAGCCAUGUACAGCAGCUGGAGGUCAUUUACGGUUACAACGAGCUGACAACUGUGAUCACUGCAUUUUUAGAACAGUGUGCUGCUGAAGGAAAGACAGUCACAGCCGAAGCCGUUCAUCAGUACUUUGAGGAGCUGCGGGCUCGAAAAAGACGUCGAACCAACGCAGGAUACCAAUAAUAAGGAGGCUGUGCUGUUACCAUCAUAUGGUGCUCUGACUGAAUGUGAGACUUGGAAGAUGAGCCUUUUUCCCCUGUUGAAUAAAAGGGCUUUUUGCUGCAACCAAUGAAGCUUGAAUAAUUAGUGCAUAGUACUGACUUCCAGUUAUUGUUGUGAAGGAUUGAGAAGUUGUGUUUUCAGUUCCAUGUCCAGUUUUUUCUAUUGAUUUAUAAUGAUGCCUUAACUUUGAAGCUCAUCAUGAAAAGUUUCCUUGAAACAUUGAUGUUUUAUGCACAUUAAUAAGUUUUUAUGAACAAAAGAAAUUUUGAUUCAACACUGUACACUUGAAAAAGAUUGUCUGCUUAUAAUAAUGUGAGAAUUCUCAUGUGAACACGAUGCUGCAUUGUGCAUUCCUGUGAACUUGUCAAGUACGUCUGUGUGUUUACAUGGUGAAGAGGUUUCCUGUUGGUGGCCAGUUAAAACAAACUUGUUUUAAAAUAGUGACAUCAUUGUUUUAUGUGGAUGGAUGUUCCCAAUAAAGUUAUCGUUUAUAGUCCACAAAACAA
This is a messenger RNA of Thunnus maccoyii (southern bluefin tuna), 1838 nucleotides long. RefSeq names its product putative E3 ubiquitin-protein ligase UBR7. The coding region runs from base 91 to 1293 and encodes 400 amino acids. Gene Ontology annotation, molecular function: zinc ion binding; ubiquitin protein ligase activity. NCBI's taxonomy places the organism in Eukaryota, Metazoa, Chordata, Actinopteri, Scombriformes, Scombridae. The record is from RefSeq and is a predicted model, not a curated record. The transcript has 12 exons. Gene Ontology annotation, cellular component: cytoplasm.